ACUGAAAUGAAAUUGGUCGAGAAGGCCAAACCGGUAGACCGAUCUGAGACAAGUCGUAAUGGCGUCUUUCGCUUCUGUGUUCGCUGUCGGCGGGCCAGCAAGGGACGCGAUCCCGUCGCCGCCGCCGCCGCCACCGUCGCGCUCGCUGGGAUCCGGCCGCUCCUCUUGCCCGCGCGUCGUGUCGCUUCCCGCCGCCGCGCGGGGGGGCGGCGGCGGCGGGAAGGCCGGGGCGCUCGCGGUGAGGGCGAUGGCGCCGGCGAAAGCGAAGUACAAGGGCACGCACAUGAGGGAGAAGCGGCUGGCGGAGAUGAUAGAGGAGAAGGUGAGGGAGGCGAGGGAGGUGUGCGAAGGGGACGCGAGGUCCGACGGGUGCAAGGUGGCGUGGGACGAGGUGGAGGAGGUGAGCCAGGCGAAGGCCGAUCUCAGGCUCCGGCUGGAGAAGCAGCAGGACCCGCUCGAGUCGUUCUGCGAGCAGAAUCCCGACACCGACGAGUGCCGCGUCCACUUCGACUGAAGGAUCGGAAGAUCGAACCGGCGUCUCCUGCUUCUUCGACGAUCGCUUCGCUGCUCCGAGAACUGUACAUGGAUGCGUCGCGCCGGCGAUGUGUAGUUCUUUUGAUUGUAUGCAUUCCGGUAGGAAUAAGCUCCGACAGCUUUUGUGUCCAAACAGGUGUUGUUCAUGCAUCUGAGAAACAUUGCCUAAUGAUAAAUAGCAACUUUCGAA
This is a messenger RNA of Eucalyptus grandis, 724 nucleotides long. RefSeq names its product calvin cycle protein CP12-3, chloroplastic. The record is from RefSeq and is a predicted model, not a curated record. Gene Ontology annotation, biological process: negative regulation of reductive pentose-phosphate cycle. The transcript has a single exon. Lineage: Eukaryota; Viridiplantae; Streptophyta; Magnoliopsida; Myrtales; Myrtaceae. Bases 59 to 514 code for a protein of 151 amino acids. Gene Ontology annotation, cellular component: chloroplast.